UCAGUCAGCUCUUUUCAAACUCUUGGAUGCAAAUUCUCUGGACCUGCUGUGUUAAAAAUGUCUAACUUUAGUAGUUGCUGUGUGACAUUUCACUGAAAUGCUAGUGGAAAGGAAAGAGUGUUGUCACCAUAGAAUGAGAUUACAUUGUCUGUUUUCCCCCCAGAUACAGAACAGAAAUGUUUACUAAACACUUCUGCCUUCUUUAAUCAUCCAUAAUGGAAAUAAAAAAAAUUCUACCUUUGCUAUGUAAUAAGGGCCAAUUAGGAUAACCAGAUAGCAACUGUGAAAAACUGUGGGGAGUAAUAGGUGCCUAUAUAAGAAAAAGUGCCCAAAAACGGGACUGUCCCUAUAAAAACGGGACAUCUGGUCACCUAGGACCAAUACUGUUGUCAGGAUUCUUUUUGUUCCUAUGUAUAACUAAAUCCUUGCAUGUCUAUGUCUAUGAUUUGCUUGUCUCUGUCUAGGAUUAUGAGCACAGAAUAAAUUGUGGGCAACUAAAGAAAGUGUCUUCUAUGGGGGUGGGGAAGAAGACAGCCUAUGAACUGGGGUAGAAUUUGUGUCUUUUUAUAUUGUAACAAACCAUAUGUUUGUAUUUUAUUUGUAUUUUAGAACUGCUGCUACAUUGGUAAAUAAGUAUUGGCUGCUCUUAAUGAAACUGAAUCAGACAACAGCCUGACAACAGAGACUAAACCCAGGUUAUAACAGAGCAAGACUUGACCAUUAACGUUCCAGGUAAUCGAUGGCAUUGGCGAGGCCAUCUCUCAGACACCGGGGUGCGUCCUGCUGGAUGUGGAUGCCGGCCCGUCCACCAAUCGGACAGUCUACACCUUUGUGGGGAGUCCAGAUGCCGUUGUCGAGGGGGCUCUGCGUGCAGCCAGAGUGGCUUUUCAGCUCAUUGACAUGGGCAAGCACAGAGGAGAACAUCCCCGAAUGGGUGCCCUGGAUGUCUGUCCUUUCAUCCCAGUGAGGAAUGUCACCAUGGAAGAAUGCAUUAGCUGUGCCAAUCUGUUUGGGCAGCAAUUGUCAGUGGAGCUGGGUGUGCCUGUGUACCUGUACGGAGAAGCAGCGCAGAAGGAGAGCAGGAAAUCUCUGCCAGCAAUCCGAGCCGGGGAAUAUGAAGCCCUCCUUGAAAAGCUCACAAAGGCCGAGUGGGUUCCUGAUUUUGGCUCUGCAUCCUUUAUUCCAAGAUGGGGAGCCACAGUCACUGGUGCGCGCACAUUCCUCAUUGCGUACAACAUCAACCUCCUGUGCACAAAGGAGCUGGCGCAUCGGAUUGCUCUCAACAUCCGGGAGCAGGGCCGCGCGAAGGACCAGCCUGGGCGUUUGAAGAAGGUCCAAGGCAUGGGCUGGUACUUGGAUGAGGAGAAUAUUGCCCAGGUUUCUACAAACCUGCUGGACUUUGAAAUCACCUCCCUCCACACGGUCUAUGAGGAGGUCUGCAAAGAUGCACGAGAGCUGAGCCUGCCCGUGGUGGGUUCCCAGCUGGUGGGGCUUGUCCCUAAGAAGGCCAUGCUUGAUGCAGCGGAGUAUUACAUUCAGAAAGAAAACCUCUUCAUCCUGGAGGAGGAACAGAAAAUCAGACUGGUAGUCAGCCGGCUGGGCCUGGAUUCCUUGUCUCCAUUUAACCCCCAGGAGCGCAUUAUUGAGUACCUGGUGCAGAGUGAUCAGGCAGAUGGAGGUUUGGUGUCCAAGUCACUCCACACGUUCGUGCGUGCCGUUGGCGCGAGGUCAGCAGCUCCCGGGGGAGGAUCGGUGUCUGCAGCAAUGUCUGCUCUGGGGGCAGCUCUGGGCUGCAUGGUGGGGCUGAUGUCCUACGGGAAGCGUCAGUUUGAGGCGCUGGAAUUGGUCAUGAGGAAGCUGAUCCCUCCGUUCCAUCAGGCCAUGAAUGAGCUGAUCGUCAUGGUGGACACGGACUCUCUUGCUUUCAGCAGUUACAUGGACGCAAUGAAGCUGCCUAAGAACACGCCAGAAGAGAGAGAAAAGCGCACAGCUGCUAUGCAGCAGGGGCUGAAGAAGGCUGUAGGUGUCCCCUUCUCGCUGGCGGAGAAAGUGAACGCCUUGUGGCCCAUGUUAAAAGAGAUGGCUCAGAACGGGAACCCCGCCUGCAAAUCAGAUCUCCAGGUGGCGGCUAAAGCGCUGGAAGCAGGAGUGUUUGGUGCCUAUUUCAAUGUGGUGACUAACCUGAAAGAUGUAACGGAUGAAGCCUUCAGGAAGGAGAUGCACGGCAGAGUGUCCAGCUUCUUGGCGGAGGCCCAGCAGAGCGCGGCGUUGGUGCUGGAGCUGCUGGAGAGCCGGGGGCAGUGAGAGAGGGGGGGCGCUCGUUGGCAGCAUUAGCACUGAGGCCUGGCUUGACUGGACCCUACUGCACAGAAUACAAACCUGAAAUGUUCUCA
This is a messenger RNA of Mauremys mutica (yellowpond turtle), 2393 nucleotides long. RefSeq names its product formimidoyltransferase cyclodeaminase (gene FTCD). Gene Ontology annotation, molecular function: transferase activity; folic acid binding. The record is from RefSeq and is a predicted model, not a curated record. Lineage: Eukaryota; Metazoa; Chordata; Testudines; Geoemydidae. The coding region runs from base 901 to 2304 and encodes 467 amino acids. The transcript has 14 exons.